AGAAAAAAAGAGAAAAAAGAAAAAAAACUUGUUUCAAGAUGGCGACGGAGGGCUGCUUGUUCAUUGGAAAACAAUAGAGACAGCACAACAGAGUUUGGCUAGUUUGUUGCUACAUUUUGUUUUUCGUUCUUAAUAUUUCUGGGGUUCCAAGUCGGUGGGUCUGAGUUUCCGGGCGUAGUCCUGACUGGGAUACAUUUGACCAAAGCGACAAUAUCAUAUUUUGUUACAUCCGUAACUUGCAAGGUAUUCAGCUAGUAAUGUAGGUAGACCUAUCGAAUAGUGCACUAGAACCAGUGAUCAGCUGUUUCGAGUUUUUAAGUUACUUUGAGUUUAUUUUAUAGAGAGAGAUUCUUCCGUGUAAUAAUUCCGUUUCAUCAAUUGGCAAAAUGUUAGGACAAGGUGGUUGUUUCAUCCAUGUAACCAGCUGGCUGGGGAAAUGGUUGUGUCGGUUUUAAAUAGCUAAGUUUGCUAGCUUGCCAGUUUACUCGCUUUCCAGAAUGAGACGAGAGUUGCUGGCUAACGUUAGCUUUUAAAAUUAGCUAGCGGUAGUUUUUACUUGUAACCGACGUUCAUAUGUGAAACUGAAGGGCAGAAAGUGUGUUUUCCCACAAAAUAUGUUGUUGGUCGACUGAGAGAACUAUCAAAACCAUGUAGUUUUCGAGUUAACGUAGUCCGAGAACGUGGUACUUUUAGUGGUUUUAGUUGGCUAACUUGGAAACUUUAGGGGAAAGUUUAGCCGGAGCUAGCUGGUCGUAUUUCCAUUGCUGAAUUUAUUGUUCCAUGCUUGUUGAAGUUUUCGUCAGGACGGCAGUAAACUGACUAGGCACAGAUCCUUCCGAAAUGAAUAUGUAGCGAAACAUUUCUCAAACUUGUCUGUUCACAAUGCGAUGGAUGUUAACGAGAUUUUUUUAUAUGGCCUUAUGACCACAGGUAGCAAGUUAGCUCGCUAAGUAAAUAGCCGAGAUUGUAGGCUACGUCUACCUAGGUGGUUGUAGAGUUAUAUCAGAAUGUUUGUGGGUUAUAACAACACUCAUUGUUGGCUUGUGUUAAUGGAACUUUAAUUUUGACGUUACUUUAUUAUGCAGAAAUCUGACAUUGCUUUGCAGCGUGGUUGGUCACCCUCUGCCCGACUUAUGUUGUUCACUAGAAUACCGGUAGUCAAGGCUAAAUAACGGGUUAAUUACUGUUUUUGAUUGUAAUUUGGAGGAAAGUAGGGAAAAUUUGACAACAUGGAAGUGGUUCUGGAUUUGUAAAGGAAAAAGAAAACGCCCACGCAGAGAGGCGCAACUUUAGCAUUAUUUAUUUCAUCAGAACAAUUGAAUUCGAAGCCCCAAGUACUACUCAAGGUUUAUAUGCUUAUUGAUGAUGGCGGACUUUGUUGUGCCGCGACACAGCGCAGUGAUGGACCGACUCCGCCGGCGGAUCGAACUCUUCCGGCGGCAUCACACCAGCUGCGAGAGCCGAUACGACAACACUGCGAGGGAGCGGUUGGAGUUGGACCAGCAACAAACUUUCGCACUGCACCAGCGCUGCCUGCAGACCAAGGCCAAGCGGUCGAGCAAGCACAGGCAGCCGCCGCCAGCAUCUGACCAGACGGGGCUGAGAGCCACAGGCACCGGCGGCAGUACUUCAGACCCUGCCGACAGUGCAGCUGCAGAGAGCAGGAACAACACUCGGCUCGCGCUGCAGGAGUCCGUAAAGAGGAAGUUGGAGAGCUCGGGCUCCCCCCUCAGCAGGGAGCAGGUGAACGGCUUCAGGGACGGCUACCCCCCCUCCAAGAAGGCCAGCCUGGAGGACGGGGUGCUGGGCGGCGUGAACGGGACGGCUAACGGCGGCCUCCCGCCCCUCUCCCCGCGGGACACCAAGCACGGCGUGGGCCUGGACUCCCUGGUGCCCAACGGGACCCGCUCGCAGGGCGGGGACCACAACGGGGCGGGGCUCCCCGACCCCGGCACGGCCCGCGGCCAGGACUCCGACCCGCGGCUGAAGGAGAUGAAGCAGGAGCCCGUGGAGGACAUCCUGCCCUGCAUGCUGCCCUCCGGUGGCGGCAUGGGGAACAGCAGCCUCUUCCCCGACCUCAACCUGGACGAGCAGGAGUGGAAGGAGCUGAUGGAGGAGCUGAGCGGCUCGGUGCCGUACGAGGACAUGCAGGACAUCUUCAACGACGGCUUCGAGGACCGCAAGGACCCCGAGCUGGCGGGCGGCGGCCUUCCGGGCCCCCUGCCCGCGGACCCCGUCAACAUCAAGGCCGAGUUCUCCCCGGCCCCGCCCGUCUUCGAGCAGGAGCCCCCGUCCAGCUCCCCCCAGGUCCGGCCAAUCCCCGGGCCGCCCCUGGCCUGCGGGUCCCCGGCGGCGGCCGCCUCGUCCCCGGCCGUGGGGCCCUCGCAGGCCCCCCGCCUCCCGCAGGGCCUCCUCCUGCCCGCCUCCUCCCCCAAAGACCUGUCCCCCGCGCAGCAGCUGCAGCAGCUGGCCGCUCGCGAGCAGCAGAGGGCGCAGCUGAUGCAGACGCAGUCGCAGAUGACGCAGCCGCAGCUGGCGCAGCCGCAGCUGACGCAGAAGCAGCUGGUGCAGUCGCAGCUCACGCAGGCGCAGCUGGCUCAGGCGCAGCUUCAGAAGCAGCAGCAGCAGCAGCAGCAGCAGCAGCAAGCGGCCAAAUUCCACGCCUCCAACGCCCAGUCGUCGUGGUCGCAGGCCACGCCUUCCCAAAGCCCGCUGGGCGGAGCCUACAGCCUGGAGAAGCCAUCCAGCCCCGCCCUGUACCAGCAGGACUUCCCCAACGCCAAGCAGCUGCUGAUGCCUGCCCCGCCCAACAAGGGCUCCCCCAAAGCAGGGGCGGGGCCUUACAUGCAGCCGGGGGCGCACCCGAACAUGCUGAGCCACCCGCCGCCCAACACGCUGAGCCAGAACGCCGCAGGGGGGCAGCCCUCCAUGCUGGACUACGCGAACACCAAGCCCCUGUCCCACUACGACGGGGCCCAGGGGCCCCAGGGCCCCUCGUCUGCGCAGAGCAAGGCGGCCCUCCUGUCCCUCAUCCGCCAGCAACCCAUGAAGCAGAAAGCAGGGCUGCCCUUCCGGCCACACCUGCCCCACGCCCAGCAGGAGCAGAAUGCUUACCCAGCUGGCGCCCACAUCCCGGGACCCCCUGCAACCAUGGCGACCCAGCCGCCCGGCAACGCCAUGGCGGGAAACCACGGCAACGCGGCGUACAUGAGCAGCCAGGCGGCCGCUCUGAAGCAGCAGCAGCAGAUGCAGUUCUUGAUGGGCCAGCGGCAGCAGAUCUUGGCCGAACAGGAGAAACAGCGGCAACAGCAGGAGCAGCAGCUGCAGAGGCACCUGACCCGCCCACCACCUCAGUAUCAGGACCAGCAGAAUUCCCAGCAUGCCUUUCAGCAGCAGCAGCAGCAACAGCAACAGCAGGUUAACCAGUUCACAGGCUCCUCCCAGUCUCUGGGGGCCGUGGGCCUGCCUUGUGGCUCCGCCCCAGGAGGGCAGCGAAUGUUCCCUCAGGCGCAGAGCAUGAUGGGAAUGGGGGUGGGGCAGAGCGGAGGUCCCGGCGGCGUGGCGCCCCCCGCUGCCAGUCAGGCGGACAUGGCGCCCUACAGCAGCAUGAGCCUCCACCCCCACGCGGCCCAGACGCAGCGGGCGCCGGGCAACGCCAUGCCGGUGGCCUACCGGCAGAACCAGAACCUGCUGGCCCAGCAGCAGCAGCACCACAAGAGCCAGCCCAACGCGGCCCUGCUCAAACAGCAGCAGCAGCUGGCGCGCAUGCCCAACGCCAUGCCCGGUUCCCUCCCUAACGCGCUCUCUAACGCGCUGCCAAACGCUCUGCCCGGUGGGGUGCCCAUGCAGCCUCAGGCCUGGCAGCAGCAGCACCCGGGCAUGCAGCAGGCCAUGACCACCCAAGCAGCCGCCGGGAACGGGGGCCUCCAGGUCUUCGGUAACCCCUCCUUCCACGCGCAGUCCCGCCUCCCCAAGCUGCCUGGCUCCACCCCCUUUUCCCAGGCGGGCCUGAACAGCGGCCGGCCCCUCGGUGCCAUGAACUCCGCCCAGAUGAUGGCCGCGCUUCCCCAGCAAAGGACGAACCCCACCCUCGCCCCACAGCAGCACCCCCAGUCGCUGGCCCCGCCCCCCCAGCAGCAGGGUCAGCCCCUAGCCCCGCCCCCCCAGCAACAGAGUCAGCAGGUGAUGUCGAGCGUCAACCUGCCUGACCUCGGUGCCUUCAGCCAAGCCCAGAGCAGCCAGAUGACCAACCGUACCAGCCUGCAGUGCAACCAGGGCUACCCCGUGAACAGGACAGCCAAUCCGGAGCUUUCGUUCAGCUACAACGCCCAGUCGGGGAAUGGUUUGCCCAGCUUCCCUGGAGAGAAUGACCUCAUGGAAACGUUGCUGAAGAACCAGACAACGCAGGACUGGAUGGAUGAUCUGGACGAGCUACUGGCCAAUCACCAAUGAGCAUGACGAUUUUCCAGCCAGUGAGAGAAAGUUGUUUACCAGCCAAUCACUGAUGGUGUAUGUGGGGUCACUGAAAACUUUGUGUUAUCAGCCAAUGGGCACUGAGUUGGACAGUAUGUCUGUUACAUUUGUGUGCGAGUUGUUUUGUAACGUAUGAAGCUCGCACACAGGACCAAAAGCCUGUAGUCUGAAGUGUUCUCUGGGCUGAAAGUGUAAAGAUGAAUAUUGUACUACUGAACCUGUGGCUCAGUUUGAAACCACUGAUUCCAGUCACGGCGCAUGGAUGAGCAAACUCCUCACGGUUUUUAUCCUGUAGUCACACACACAAGGAGCUCAGGAGGGGUGGGAGGGCGUGUCAGUUUCUGUGGUUCUCAGGAGUUCCGAGGUUGUGGCAACCAAUAUGUAGAUUCCAAGCUAUGAAAUCAGCUGGACCAGCUGGCGCUAACGGUCAUGCUAUUGGGCAUAAUCUCACUCCCUACAUAAGAUCAUCUCCACACGCACUUACACCCCGUAAGACAGGGCUGGCCAACCCCGUUCUUGGAGAUCUACCGUCCUGCUGGGUUUCAUUUCAGCUCUUACUUUGGCGCUCCUGAUUCUGCUACUCUAGCUGCUCGUGGAGAGCUCGAACAGUUAAAUGAAGUGUGGCAUAAGGGUGGAGUGAAAAUCUGCAGGACAGUGGAUCUCCAGGAAAUGGGUUGGCCAGCCCUGCUGUAUCAUGUCCUCUUACAGACACAUAUCAGUAUUAAUCAGAGAUCUCCUCCCUGCCUCCUCUUCAAAAUGAGUACGCGUCUGGCCCAGCCCCAAUUCAGUGGAAGGGCUGCAAGGCUAGCAGGCUAACAGGCACAUUGCAUUCCCCCCAUCCAUGAGCUCAUUUGCUCUUUGGAGUCUCAGUAAUGUGUGGUUCAUCCGUGUGUUUGUGUGUCAGGGCCUUGUGUAUGUUUAUAAAUAUAUAUAUAUUUUUUUGUACGUAUGCAUUUCCUGUGGUUCAGGAGAAAAUAGAUCUUAUUUUUAUAUGUACAUUUGAUGCUGAAUCUGUUUUUUUUUUUUUUUUUUUGUAUUUUAUACUUUUAAAUAGAGGUCUCUGUAAAACAAAGGAAAUAUUGUGUAAAUAUAGUUAUUUAGAAAUUGUCUUGUGCUAGUCUUUUUUCGGAACUGGGAUGAUCUUGAUUUCUUGGCUUUUGGGAGAAUGCAUGCGUGGUGGGCGUCAAUGGGAGAGAAUGCAGUCUUACUGUGUGUGUGUUUCGGGCUAAGGGAUGACGACUCUGGUCUUCUAGUUUUUUUGUUUUGUUUAUUAUAAGCCAGCAUUGCGGAAGUCAUUUUAAAGUUGAAUAUAAAGGGUUUCUAAAUUAUUUCAGUUCCUCAAACUCUUUAAAUAUCUUCACUGAAGACUGAAGUCUUUCAGCCCAAGGUUUUAUGAGUAUUUGUUUGACCAACCCUCAUACCUCUCUACCGUGUUGUUUACAUUGAUGUUUACAUUGACACAUGCCACCAAUUCUUCUUACCCGCUAACAUCUAACACGCAAGAACUUAAUUGGUGAAGUGGUGGCAUAUGGGACCAAUGGAAAUCCCGCAGUGCAUAAUGGGAUCAGAGAAUGGGAAUAAAACUGUCGUUAAAUCUGGUGUUUUUUGGUGUAACUGGAUGGGUUUAAAGCGGUGCUUUCAACCAGCGUGGCAAUCCAUGACCAGGGUUUACUGAGCUGUUAAAAGGAAAUGGGUCUCCUGGGCAGACAUACGGCAUUACUGUCCUGUAUUGUAGUGCUAGGUUUUUCAGAUUAAAAGAACACUACAAGUACCA
Molecule: messenger RNA, 6247 nt
Organism: Anguilla rostrata (American eel)
Lineage: Eukaryota; Metazoa; Chordata; Actinopteri; Anguilliformes; Anguillidae
Gene: maml1
Product: mastermind-like transcriptional coactivator 1
Exons: 5
Coding region: 1363-4452 (1029 amino acids)
Biological process (GO): Notch signaling pathway; positive regulation of transcription of Notch receptor target
Cellular component (GO): nucleoplasm; nuclear speck
Molecular function (GO): transcription coactivator activity
Source: RefSeq, a predicted model, not a curated record